Molecule: messenger RNA, 3053 nt
Organism: Mangifera indica (mango)
Lineage: Eukaryota; Viridiplantae; Streptophyta; Magnoliopsida; Sapindales; Anacardiaceae
Exons: 8
Coding region: 353-2872 (839 amino acids)
Source: RefSeq, a predicted model, not a curated record
UUUGAAGAGAUUAUAAUUCAAAGAUUACUUCUAUGGCGCUACAGUUUUUAUAUUAAUUUUGUUGCAACUUUCAAUGACAAUUCAUUCACCCACCAUCUGCCAAUCCAAUAGCUGAAGCUUGAACUCUAACUGCGUCCUACGAGAGAUACUAGAAGUCUUCGGAGCAAUAAAACCUCUGACACAACUACAUAGGAAAACGAACAGACUCUCUCCACUGCCUGUUCAUGUUGCACUGUUGCAGUCAAUUUAGGACAAGGAAAACAAAGCGGAAAGCCUCUCAUUCUGUAUUGGUGCCCAAGAAACUAUGAUAUUUCUUCUUCAUACAUUGUUAUUAUCAUAGUUGAUACUAAAUAUGCUCAGCAGUGAUGACAAAUCCCUCUUCCAAAAAGGCUCUUUCGUGGAAGUGAGCAGUGAUUCAGAUGGGUUCACUGGUGUUUGGUACGUGGCUAAAGUAUUGGAGCCACCGUCAGUACAUUUAACUCCUACUACUCCUGACAAAGGGACUAGAGAGGAAAGAUUUUUCCAUAUAGAGUACCAAUCUUUGCUUUGUGAUGAUGGCUCUGAGAAACCAUUGACUGAGUACGUUGAGUCAUCUUUUGUGAGGCCUUUACCUCCAAACGAUGAGCAUGAUUUACAAGUCUAUGAUGUUGUAGAUGCGAUGUAUCUUGAUGGGUGGUGGAUUGGUGUGGUGGUGAAAGUAAACCAUGAAUCAAAUGUUUACUCUGUGUACUUUGAGAACCCCCCUGAUUUGCUUCAUCUUAGGCGUUAUGAAUUGAGGGCUCACUGGGAUUGGGAAGGAGGCAAGUGGGUUCGACCCCAAAAGCAGGUUCCCAAGGUCGGUGGUUUGGCUUGUCGCGUUUUGAAGGAUGCCUUUGAUGGCAUGGAGUAUUAUGAAGAGCAGUCACCCUACAGUGGCAAUGGAGAAACUGAUAUUAUUGCAAAUUGCUCAAGAGAACUUAGGUUGGAUUGGUCAUCUCCAAGCACUGAAAACUCAAGUGGGAAGAAGAUGAAAGAGGUGAGUCUUUCACUUGAUGCUAUAGUUUCUUUGCCUUUGAAGAAUCUAAAAUUGAUAACCAAGAAGAAAGGUCGAGCUGGCUGUUCAAAAAGAAAGAGAGGAGAGGGACAAAAAACUUUGGUGAAAUGUAAAAAGCUUGACAAAUUGAGUGAUCUUUUUGGUUUUGAUACUGACUCACCCAUAUGUACUGGAAAGUUUAAACAAACAAAGCAUGAUGGAAACAGAGGUGAUGUUGAUAAAUUGGUAUUUAAGGAUCAUGAGAUUGUUGAUGCUAAAUCACCCGUAAACACUGUAGAGUCUAAAUGUACAAAGCAUGAUGGAGCUGAAGAUGCUGUUGAUAAAUCACUAUUGAAGGAUCAUGAGAUUUUUUAUGCUGAAUCAAAAGAAAACACCGAAAAAUAUAAUGUUAGAAAGCAUGAUGGCGCUGAAGGUUCUCUUGAUAAGUUAACUUUCAAGGAUCAUGCAAUAGAUGCUGAGUCUGCUAAAAACACAGAAGAUUCUGAGGGGACAAAGAAUGAUGGUGCUGGAGGUGCUGCUGAUAACAUGGUUUUAAAGUAUUCUGUGAUUAUUGAUGCUUCAUCACCGACAAACACAGCAGAAUCUAAAGGUAAAAAGCAUAAUGAAUCUGUUGGUUCUGCUGAUAAAUUUGUUUUAAAGGAUCCUUGUAUGGCUGACUCUGUAUCACCUGUGAAUACUGGAGAAUCUAACCAUAUAAAGCAUGCAAUUGUUGUUGUUGAUGUUGAAUCACCAAAAAACACAGAAGAGUCUGAAGGUACAAACCAUGAUGGAGCUGCAGCUGCAGCUGCUGUUGAGAAAAUGGCUUUAAAGUAUCCUUUGAUUUUUGAUGCUGAAUCAUGUAAAAGCAGAGCUGAGUCUAAAGAUAACAAGUGUGAUGGAGCUGGAGUAGCUGUUAAUAAAAUGGACUCACAGGAUUGUGCUAGUUCUGGUGUUGAAUCUUCUAAAAUUACUGGAGAGUCUACAGGAUUUUCAGGUUCUGAAGAUGCAUCAGCUGAAAAAGCAGCUAAACCUUCUGACACAGUUUGCAGUACGAGAGAAGCUGAGAUGGCUAUUGUUGAAGUACCUGGCGACAUGGAUACUAUUGCUAAACCUAUAUCGGUGUGUUUUGAUGGGUUAUGCUCUCAAAAAAUUGUGAUCGACUCAAAGUUCUGUGGUAUGGAUUUAAACCAGAGCCACAGGAAUUAUGAUAAAGGAAAACUAAUUGAAAUUGUAAAGGAAUCCACUGCAAACGAUGAAGUGAGUGAUAGAAUAAGAGGGGAGAGUGAGUGCUUCUCUUGUAUGGAGCCUUCAUCAAUGUGGAAAACCUUUAUUGAGACUCUAGAAGUAUUGGAAACAAUGCCGCAGAAGCCUCACUUCCAUCCUUUAAAACAAUGCAAAGAAAUGUAUCGUGAUGGAUUAGCAUUUGGUUACAUGAUAACUUUUGCCAAAGUGGUAAAGCGGACAUCUGAGUUACAAGUCGAUGACCCAAAAAGUGUCUUUGAUAGCAUCUCUGAAACUCUUCAUGACAUAGAAUUGCAUGGCUUUGAUGUUCAGCCCAUACGAAAUCGUCUAACUGAGCUGCAAUUAAUGAAAGAUAGGCAAGAACAGCUUCAAGAAGCGAUGAAAGAAUUUGAACAUCGGAUCUUACAACACACUCAUGAGCUAACAAAAAUCAAUGCAGAGUUUGCUGAAAUUGUUGAAGAAAUCAAAAUGUUGGAAGGAAAGAAGAGAAAGAUUAUGUUACUUAUGCAGGAAAAUGAUUUGAAGAUCACUGAACUGAAAUCAAAUCUGGAUGUUUGCAACCAGAAUACUCAAAAUGCUCAGCUUGAUUUUGAAAGUCUGGCUGCAGCUCCUUGGUGACUGAUCUGCAUUUUGCAUGCCUCUUUUGGAUUCUGCUGUCUUGGAUUGUUCGAUGUUCCGAUGAAACUAUUUUUGAAAUUUAGAAUGCGUGAUAAGGUCCAAGAUUAAUCCUAAACUUGAUUGGCACUUUUGUUAGCUUAUUAUUUUCAGUAACUGGGUACAUAGUCCUUGAGUUGUGCAA